UGCGCAAACACUGGUGCGUGGGACUGGAGAGAGGUUCUGCUCUAAUUCUGCGACUCCCACAGAUUUCCUCUGAGCUCAUGAUGGAGAAGUGAAAGAGAUCCUAAGGAUAUGACAGCUGAUUGUUCCUUUACACAACAAACAAAGCUGGAAGUGGAUGGAUCAAACUGACGUGGUGCUUGUGUACACUUCACCACUCACAACAUCCACCACGUCUUCAAUACAGAUGUACAGGUGCACAUAUUGAUGCUGUCUCCUCUCAGAGCCGUAUGCCACUGACAUGUCAGUGUCUGUAUCGAGGACAGGAUGUCUAAAUGUGAGCUGAUCGAGCUGCAGGACCUCAGUCUGAAUGAUCCCAUCGAGCUGGCUGCUCCUGCGGCCCGCGCCGCCCCAUCGGCUCAGCCCUGCUCCUUCAGCGUCGUCCGACUGGUUGGAGACAGCGUCAGCAUCGAGAGGCCCGGGCGUCGGACAGGAGAGAUUGGACAGGGUCAUGACUUCCAGAUCGACAGUCACGCUCACCUCACCUGGUGUGACCUGUGUGGAGAAUUCAUCUGGGGUCUCUACAAGCAGGGUUUACGCUGCACCAAAUGCAGUUACACUUGUCACUACCGCUGUCAACCAUUCAUUCACCUGGACUGCAGCACAGAUGGAAGUUUGUUAACAGACCAGGAAGAUUUGUCUGUCGACGUCAUCGAGACAGACACCAAUGUGGAUGAACAGAUCGAUUUGGGUAAACAGGGUUUAAGUGUUGGGGAAAUUCAGCAGAAGGUUAAGGAGUAUAACGCUCAGAUCAACAGUAACCUCUCCAUGAUGGUGAAUAAAGACGGGUUCUACACUGGUUUCAUCAAGGUCCACUUUCAGUUGCUUCGGCCGAUCUCCCUCCCUCCUCCUCAGAGCCCGACGUGCUCGACACAAGACGGAGAUCAGCAGGACAGGCGGAUGAAACGGCGGACAUCUUUCUACCUCCCCAAAGAUACUGCGAAACACCUGCACAUAAGCUCCCAAACACGGGUCCGGGAAGUGAUCGAGGCGCUGCUCAACAAGUUCACUGUGGUGGACAACCCGGCCAAGUUUGCCCUGUUUGAACGCACUGAGAGACAAAGUCAAGUGUACACCCGUAAACUUUCUGAUGAUAUUUGUCCACUCUACCUACGCUUGUGUGCCGGACCGAGUGAGAAAAUCCUGUGUCUGGUUUUGAAAGAAAAUGAGACUGGGGAAGUCAAUUGGGAUGCGUUCAGCUUUCCUGAGUUGUGCAACUUCCUGCGGAUCCUGAAACGAGAAGAAGAAGAGCAUGUCCGGCAGAUAGUGAGGCGUUACGCUCUCGCGAGAGAAAGGACGAAGCAGGCGAUGGCGAGGAUUAGUACUCCCGCUUGAAAAGAGCCUUCUGCUACAAUCAUGGAUCCGAAUGGGGAUCAAGAAGAAUAUUUCAAGCAAUGGAAAAGUGAGGGAGAGACCUCUGACAAUGACAUUGUGUAGAAAAGGGGUUGUUUUAGAAGAAGGGAUUCUGCUGUUACAUUUAGUGAGAACCAACUAAAGACACUGCCACUGAUUGUGCGAGUUUAACCACUGUUGUUAACUGGUUUGACAAAAAAACAUUUAAGAUCCCAACCAUUCAUUGCAGUUAAUCCUUGAAAAACUCUGCUGCUUGGUUAUAUUAUUUAUAGCAGUGUUAAAGACAUAUUUUUCAUUUUUAUGUGACAUUUAGUUUUUUUAUCUUUUUUGAGACUCUUUUUUAAAUUUUGGCACUUUACUAAACCUGUGAAAUGGAUACGGACAAGUUAAAAGUAUAAAUUCUUAUAAUCAAAUAAAUUGAUGAUAGUAAAUGAUGGGUCAAUUAAUGUUGUGGUUGCAGUGCUUUUAAAUUGUUCAUGAAGUAAGAGGUUUGAUCAAGGGUUUGGUGAGGUAAACAGGUUUUAUGGCCAAAAGGGAACAGACUCUGGAAUGUUACCUUCACAUGUGAUUACACAAAAUCUUGUUCUGCAUUCAUGGUCAAUUACAUUUUGGGCCCCAGGAUGUUAGGGACACACACUCAGGUGUGAUCAGUAUCGGUCUGUCUACAGAGGUACACAACUCAUAAUAAGUCCCUAAUGUUUGCUGGUGGUAACUAACAUCUGCUGAUGAUCCCUGAUAUCUUCUGUCAGUUAGUGGAAUACUUUCAAUCUUACAAGGGAUCUUUUCCUAUUUUCAAAAAAUGUAAUAACAGUGAACACUCUUCAGAGCAGGCUUCUCCACAAGGUUUUGGAACCUGGCUGCAGUAAUUUACUUUCAGAUGGCCACAGAUUAAGUGUGAUCAGGCUCUCAUGUUGGAUGUUAAGGCCUGUCUUAAGUGUUCAAACUCAUCCUAAAGGUGGUAAAGCUAAGCUGAAGCUGAAUAUGGACUUCAUGCAAGCUGUUGCUAUGUACAUUAUUGUCUCGAAAGCCAUUGCCUGAUGCAGUAUUAAGAGUUUCAUUAUUUGCAACUAAUGCUAAACCCAAACUCUGAAUAACAGCCCCAGGUAGAUAACAGUAUUUGCUGGCCACAUGAUUUUAAUAAUAUGAAUAUUAACUCUAUUUAUAUAGCACAAUUCAAAACAGCUGUUACAAAGUUACAAAGAGGACAAAUAAAAACAAGAGUACUGUGA
Limanda limanda (common dab) is the source of this 2618-nucleotide messenger RNA. RefSeq names its product Ras association domain family member 1 (gene rassf1). The coding region runs from base 304 to 1371 and encodes 355 amino acids. Lineage: Eukaryota; Metazoa; Chordata; Actinopteri; Pleuronectiformes; Pleuronectidae. Gene Ontology annotation, cellular component: nucleus; microtubule cytoskeleton. The transcript has 7 exons. Gene Ontology annotation, biological process: Ras protein signal transduction. The record is from RefSeq and is a predicted model, not a curated record.